CAGGCUCCAGUUCCCUCUCUCCACGCAAGUAAAAACCGCCGCGCCCGCGCAAACCGCCGCACGCGGCGAGGGCCCCGACGGCGCGAUGCCGCCGCCGCAGCGCGACCCCGAGCCUCCGCCCAUCCACCGCCUGGUGGAUCUGAUCAAGUCCGACCCCGACCCCGCCACCGCGCUCGCCCACCUCGAGAUCCUCGUCUCCACCCGCCCGGCCUUCCCCACGCCCCAGCCGCUCAUCUUCCACCUCCUCCGCCGCCUCGCCACAUCCUCCCCGUCCAACCUCCCGCGGCUCCUCGGCAUUCUCCCGCGCAUGCGCCACCGUCCGCGCUUCUCCGAGUCCGCGGCGCUCGUCGUCCUCUCCGCCUUCUCCCGCGCCCUCAUGCCCGGCGCCGCGCUCGCCGCGUUCCGCGCCCUCCCCUCCCUCCUCGGUUGCAACCCCGGUGUCCGCUCCCACAAUGCCCUCCUCGACGCGUUCGUCCGCGCCCGCCGGUUCUCCGAUGCGGACGCGUUUUUCGCCUCCCUCUCUCACGGCGCUUUCGGCCGCCGCCUCGCCCCCAACCUCCAGACAUACAACAUCAUACUCCGCUCUCUUUGUGCCCGCGGGGACGUCGAUCGCGCAGUUUCGCUCUUCGGCUCCUUGCGUCGCCGUGGAGUGGCUCCCGACCGAGUAACCUACUCCACCCUCAUGUCAGGGCUCGCGAAACACGACCUGUUGGACAACGCGCUCGACCUGCUCGACGAAAUGCCCAACUACGGAGUGCAGCCUGACGCAGUUUGUUUCAACGCAUUGCUCAAUGGGUGUUUCAAGAUUGGCGAGUUUCAGAAAGCUAUGAGGGUCUGGGAGCAGCUGGUGAGGGAUCCGGGUGCAAGUCCCAACCUUGCCACAUACAAAGUGAUGCUUGAUGGCUUAUGUAAGCUUGGGAGGUUUAAGGAGGCGGGGGAGGUAUGGGGUAGGAUGGUGGCGAAUAAUCAUCAACCAGAUACGAUUACCCAUGGGAUCUUGAUUCACGGUUUGUGCCAAUCUGGGGAUGUGGAUAGUGCAGCACGGGUAUACUCGGAGAUGGUCAAGGCCGGGCUUGUUGUUGAUGUUGCCGUGCAUAAUUCUCUCAUCAAGGGGUUGUGUCAAGCGAGGAGAGUAGGGGAGGCUUGGAAAUUCUGGGACUUGGCAGGUUUUUCUGGGAUCUGUAAUAUAACAACUUAUAAUAUAAUGAUUAAGGGGCUGUUUGACAGUGGUAUGGUUGAUGAAGCUACAGAGUUGUUGAUGCAAUUGGAGAAUGAUGAUUCAUGCUCCUCUGACAAGGUGACUUUUGGCACAUUGAUCCAUGGCCUGUGCGAGAAUGGCUUUGCUAACAAGGCAUUUAAAAUCUUGGAGGAAGCACGAAUCAGUGAGAAAGAAUUGGAUGUGUUCUCAUAUUCAUCUAUGAUAAAUAGAUUUUGCAAGGAUGGGAGAAUAGAUGGCGCAUUCAAGGUAUACAAGAAUAUGGUUAAGGAUGGUUGCAAACCGAAUUCUCAUAUUUACAAUGCACUAAUACAUGGUUUUUUUCAAGCAUGUCAGAUUGGUGACGCUGUUAAAAUUUACAGUGAAAUGACAGACAGUGGCUGUUGCCCAACCAUCAUCACAUACAACACUCUAAUAGAUGGGUUGUGUAAGGCUGAAAAGUAUCAAGAAGCUUCAAGGUUUACAAGGGAAAUGGUAGAGAAAGGUUUUAGGCCAGAUGUCAGAACUUAUGGCUCAUUGAUUCAUGGCCUUUGUCAAGACAAGAAGAUUGAUGCUGCCCUUGCUAUUUGGGAUCAAAUUCUUGAUAAGGGUCUUCAGGCAGAUGUCGUGAUGCACAACAUCUUAAUUCAUGGUCUUUGUUCUGCUGGGAAAGUAGAUGAAGCUAUGCAUCUUUAUUCGGAUAUGAAAGAAAAGAAGAAUUGUUCCCCCAAUCUAGUGACCUAUAACACAAUAAUGGAUGGAUUUUAUAAGAUUGGUUCUAUUGAUAAAGCAGCAUCUCUCUGGACUGCCAUUUUGGAUAAUGGGUUGAAACCAGAUAUCAUUACAUAUAAUAUAAGAAUAAAGGGUCUAUGCUCUUGUAAUAGAACACCAGAGGGGGUCCUUUUAUUGGAUGAGGUGCUUGCAACUGGUAUUAUACCAACUGCCAUUACAUGGAACAUAUUAGUAAGAGCUGUAAUCAAAUAUGGGCCUAUUCAGAUAUGACACCUUGGAAUUUCUCGUGUUCCUCUUAGACGAUCUUGAAAGUUUUCUUAAGGCCGCCGUGGUAGAGCCUGGUCCUCCUGAGGUUGUAGCUAUGAGCAACCCUUGGCCGGGGCUUGAAGGUCCUGCGCGCUGGCGGCAGGGAGGAACAGGGGAGAUAGAGCAAAUAGGGAGAGGUAGUCGGCCUAUGCUUACAAGUUUCAAAUAUAUGAAUAUGCAUUUGCUGCUUGCACUACAGGUCUGUCUUAGAGGCAUGUUUUUUCUUUCUUUCUUUCGAAAGUUCACUUUUUUAACGCAUCAAGAAUGUAACUCUGUUACCAUGUUUUGGCUGUUGAAACAUUGCUGAAACAUAUACCAUUGAUGCAAGAUCGAAGGCAGCUUGAGUCUAUCAGACCUCAGGUUUGAGAAAAUCUGUGGUUUAUUGGCCAAGCUACAUGUUAAACAAAUUCUUGGAUUAUAAAAGCUAUAUCCAUUUAUACUAAUUUUAUACAGUUUAAAUUGCUUGUGGAAAAUUACACCCUACUGCUAUGUCUGCAACUCUUUCAUUCUUCUCUUUUUCCUGUCUUAUCAGCUUUUGGUGGUGAGAUA
Phragmites australis (common reed) is the source of this 2782-nucleotide messenger RNA. Its product is annotated as pentatricopeptide repeat-containing protein At3g09060. Bases 86 to 2197 code for a protein of 703 amino acids. Gene Ontology annotation, molecular function: protein binding. The transcript is spliced from 2 exons. NCBI's taxonomy places the organism in Eukaryota, Viridiplantae, Streptophyta, Magnoliopsida, Poales, Poaceae. The record is from RefSeq and is a predicted model, not a curated record.